Molecule: messenger RNA, 711 nt
Organism: Fusarium redolens
Lineage: Eukaryota; Fungi; Ascomycota; Sordariomycetes; Hypocreales; Nectriaceae
Product: acyl-CoA N-acyltransferase
Exons: 2
Coding region: 1-711 (236 amino acids)
Molecular function (GO): protein-N-terminal-alanine acetyltransferase activity; protein N-terminal-serine acetyltransferase activity
Source: RefSeq, a predicted model, not a curated record
AUGAACGAACAGCCAGUUGGUCCGAUCACACCGUCAGGCACUGCGUCCGCACCCUCUCGUGGGUCCCUUGACGGACGUUACACUUCUCUUAUCCCGUUGGAGCCAUCUCAUGCCGAUCCAAGCUGGAAACACCUUGGCGGCGAGGAAAACGGUCAUCUUUGGACCUAUAUGUUUGGAGGACCUUACCUUGAUCAACAACAAUGGAGAGAGACUGUUGAGGGAUUCAGCAAGACUGAGGAUCCGUUCUUCUAUACUGUUCUCUCUGGCCCACGCGAUGAUCCCAAGUCUGAGCCUGUUGGGCAAAUGUCAUAUCUCAACAUCGUUCCAAGUCAUCGAAGGAUUGAAAUUGGCAGUAUCAUCUUUGGUACUCAGUUGAAACAGACACGCGCUGCCACUGAGGCCUUUUAUCUGAUCAUCAAGCACGCCUUUGAGGAUCUUGGAUACUUAAGAGUCGAGUGGAAAGCCAAUCAUCUUAACAAACCCAGUCUUGCAGCUGCUGAACGAUUAGGCUUUGUUUUUGAGGGUAUCUUCAGAAAGCAUAUGAUUAUCAAGGGAAGACGUCGAGAUACUGCUUGGCUCAGCAUUACCGACGACGAGUGGCCUCUUGUGAAGAAGGCGUUUGAGGCUUGGCUUAGUGAAAGCAAUUUUGAUACAAAGGGAAAGCAGAUCAAGUCUUUGAAGGACAUAAGACAAGCCUUCACAAAGGACUAG